This is a messenger RNA of Patiria miniata (bat star), 5089 nucleotides long. Its product is annotated as TBC1 domain family member 16-like. NCBI's taxonomy places the organism in Eukaryota, Metazoa, Echinodermata, Asteroidea, Valvatida, Asterinidae. The transcript is spliced from 12 exons. The record is from RefSeq and is a predicted model, not a curated record. Gene Ontology annotation, biological process: activation of GTPase activity. Bases 312 to 2900 code for a protein of 862 amino acids. Gene Ontology annotation, cellular component: early endosome. Gene Ontology annotation, molecular function: GTPase activator activity.
AAGCGCCCUCACAAUAUGUGUGUAGGCCUACAUUCUGCAUGCAGUUCGUACUGUGAACAACAGCACCCAGUUGACAGAAGGUCCCCAUAACAUGUAAUGUGAGUUGCUGUACAAUGGAAUUGCCCUAGCUAAUGAUGAAUUGUAACAUAGUCGCCUUGUACAUACUGCAGAUUGCAAGUUCCACUACCCUAAACCCAGAAUGAGGAAAAUACAACCAAAAGCUCUAAAGAUUCCUAACUUGGAGAUUGUGUUUUGAAAGUCACUCCAACUUAAAAUUCAACUACAGGGUCUCCCCCCUGCUACCGUACAUCAUGUCUUUCCUGAUCAAGAAGUUUAGUGACUUCCUGGGUAUAUCAGACCCCGAGUACAUCAGAGCACCCCCUCUAGAUGGUGAGAUCAUCUACUGCAAGAACAACGUCUGUGUUCACCCGCCAUCCAGCCUGGCCAGGACGGCUGAACACUACCCAGGAUACCUGACCCUGAGGUCCCAGGGAAAUGGGCAUGUGACAUCCUCCUUGAUCCUAACAUGGAUACCAAAUUCCUCACUGGACAAGCACCAGCGGAUGUCACCCAAGACCCCUCCAGAGAUAUUGUCAGUCAGAGAUAAGGGGGAUGGAAGUUCAAAACCAUGCACUGCUCCAUCAGAUUCAGUUGCCCAAGAAGAUGUUGAUACAGGAAUGUCUGGUGAAGGUAAUGCUUCUGAGCUGGCUCUCUGUCGUGGUGACACUGGGAGACAAAGUCCAACCGGGAUGGCCAAUAAUUAUCAGCACGAAGGCAUGGAAAGCAACAGGUCACUAGAAACUGGGUUCUGCCCUGCAGAGCAAAAUGGCUGUGUGCCUGAAGAAUUGGAAGAAAAGGAAAGAGAGGAAGAUGCCAAUGAGCAAGAUGCCAGUGAGCAAGAUGCCAGUGGGCUGAACUCAAGCCCCGUCUCUCCUCAGAGGGAAGAUGUGAUGGAAAGACCCAGUGAUGCCAGCCCGUCCUCUGAAAGUGAUAGCUUCUCAACAGAUGCUCAGCUGGCUCACUUGCUUCGGGACAAAAAUCAUAGCCCAAAGGAAAAGUCCUACACUCACAUGAAUUUGGAGAGGCCCAAGGACUUGAUGGUCAGCCCCUCGGAUGCCAUGACCAACAACUCCAACAAUAAAGCCAAAGAGGAGAGCCUGAGCUCAGCUUCCUCCAACCCCAGCUCUUUGCCCUCACCUCUUCGCAGCCUGAUGCAGGAUCAGAUGAUCAGGGAUAUGCAGGACCCCUCAGACCUGGACUUGAAGGACCUCAGAUCUUCUGUCUCCUCCUCCACCACCCCGACCACCUCCAACCCAGAUCCUGGCUCCUUGCCGUCCAGCCCUGGGAGUGAACCAUUCGACCCGUUCAUCCCACUCUACAACCAGAACACCCCACCGUCACUAAUGUCUCCUGCCAGCCCCCUAGUCAGCCACAAUCUCACCUUCCCAGAGAACUCCAUUGAGUAUACUUCGGCAGGAUCCAAAUCUCCACACAUGACUCCUAAGGAGCAGCUCUGUGGUGUCUUCUCAGUUGACCUGAGCCAUAUGCGGUCAUUGCGGGUCUUCUUCAGCAGUGAGAACAGCACCAGUGGUCAGCUGGUCAUUGCGAGCCCAGAGAGUCAGUAUAAAAUUCUCCACUUCCACCAUGGUGGUCUGGAUCGAUUGACCAAAGUGUUUGAUCACUGGCAGUACUGUGUCAAACAGAAGACAAAGAGCAAGCUUCUGGACAAGGACAGCGACAAUCUGUACCACAAGUUCACCAUACUGCAGUCCAGAGUGAAGCCUGCUGAUUGCCACCCUGAGGAAGGGGUCUAUGACGAAGUCAAUGAGGAGAUGUGGUGGUCAUACCUCAAUGAGAGAGGGCAGGUUGACGAUGACUAUGAACUACGAAAGGCAAUCUUCUUUGGAGGAAUUGAUGAGUACCUGAGGCGUGAGAUCUGGCCUUUUCUCCUGCACUACUUUGCCUUUGACUCCACCCUGGAGGAGCGCAAUGCCCUACGAGGGGAGAAGAGACAGGAGUAUGAGGCCAUCAAACAGAAGAGGUUGGCAAUGGGUGAGGAAGAACAGGAGGAGUUUUUUCGUAAUGUCAAGUGCACCGUGGAUAAGGAUGUGAUUCGUACAGACAGAAGUCACCCAUACUUCAAGGGGGACAACAACCCUAAUGUUGACAUCAUGAGGAAUAUCCUGCUGCAUUUUGCUGUGUACAAGCCCAGCCUGGGCUACACCCAGGGUAUGUCAGAUCUCUUAGCACCAGUAUUGGCCGAGUUACAAGAUGAAGCUGAUGCCUUCUGGUGUCUAGUGGGCCUCAUGGAUGAUAUCAUCUUUGUCAGCUCACCUAAGGACGAGGACAUGGAGAAACAACUGGGUUACCUACGAGCACUUAUCAAGCUGAUGUUACCGGAUUUCUGGAAUCAUCUUCUCUUCCUCAACGAUGCCAUGGACCUGCUGUUUUGUCACAGGUGGAUCCUUCUGUGCUUCAAGAGGGAAUUUUGUGAGCCAGAAGCAUUGAGGAUGUGGGAAGCUUGCUGGGCUCAUUACCAGACAGACUACUUCCAUCUCUUCAUAUGUCUGGCCAUUAUUGCUGUUUAUGGAGAAGAUAUUGUGUAUCAGAAAUUACCUUCCGAUGAUAUGCUGCUGCACUUCAGUAACCUGGCUAUGCAGAUGAAUGGAGAUCUAGUCCUUAAAAAGGCUCGUGGGCUGCUCCAUCAGUUUCGCCUGCUACCGCGCAUUCCCUGUACUCUGGACAAACUCUGUGAGACCUGCACCCCAGGCAUGUGGGACAGUGGACACACCCCUGAAGUGGAAUGUGUUGGACUGGGGGUUCAUGGCCAGGAUUAUGUUUGCCCUCACAUCAGCUUGGAGGGAGUUUUUCAUCAUGUGGGUAUAGAUUUUAAGAAUUGAUCCUAUUUUUUUCCAACACUAAUCACAACAGUUGCAGUGACGUUUUUCCAAUGUCUAAUUUGCGUCCGGUGAGUGCAAUAUAUUUCACAAGAAAUUGUGACGGUCAGCUGAACAUUUGGCCAGAUAGAAAACAAAAACAAAGACGUGCCAAAUUUACAUGUAUAUGUAGUUGCACAAAGUUGAGUUAUUUAUGUUGCACUUUCUGUUCUAGUUUUCUUAUGGUUGCCAAGUGUAUUUGUUGACGCUAACCCACCAUGUUCUCCAGUAUGGUAGUGUUUUGAACUUUAUUAAUGCGAAAAGAGGUUUGCAAAGACAAGAAUGAUCCUGUGAGAAGUAAGAAUAAGAACCAAAAUUCAAACAAAUGUACACAGUUAAGAGAUAGUUUCAAUUUCCAUGACUUUAAAAUAUAUAUUUUUUUUAAAUUACAUUUAAAUUACAUCAUUACUCAUGGAAUUUUUUUUGCCUGUUGUCAUAAAAAAAAAUAGGGAAAUGCUAUCUUUUUCCUGGGGAAAAAUCAUAGAGUUUUUUUAUAUUGUUCAUGAAUAAGUCAUGGAACAUUCAUUCUUGGUCCUGUGAUAGUCUUGACAUUUUCAUUUGUGGCAUUUGUUUGGGCACAGGAAAAAAAAGGAUUUUGGUCCUCGAGACUUCACUGAAUAGGAAACAAGAAUUGUCACUCAGUUGAAUGCACUACCAAUACUAUUUUGCCCUUGUCAAAAACAAGUAACAAGAUCUUAUAUUUUCAUUCCAUAAAUACACUGGAAACCUGAGUUUCUGUUGUUUAAAAUUUAUUUACCCAUUUCUUUUUAUUGUAACACCCAUUGAUGGUUCUUGUAUUUCAUUUGACAUAUGGCAGUGCACUACCUUGUUGAUAUUUUGGUUUUGGUUGUUCCUUGCAAAACAAAUUUUAGCCACAUUUUGGAAGUUGUGAAGCUGGAGGCACAUUUCCAUUCAUGUUUCUCCGCUGAAGGCAAGUGGUUAGUACGCAAUAUAUUGGCACCGCAAUUUGAUUUGCAAACUUUCAGAUAAAAAAUUUCACUGACCUGCAAUCAUUGUAUUCAUUUGUUUUGUCACUUAAUUGGAUUAAAGCUUCUUGAUUUUACAGUCAUGGGUUAUGCACAAAUGCACCAAGACAUAGUGAAACAUUUAAAACUUUCUGAGAACUUGAUUGCCUGUUAUCUCCUGCUUAAACAAAGAGAUCAAGUUCACAGUUCUUUAUUAUAAAGCAUGGACAAAAUCUUGGCACAAUACAAGUCAUGAAAAGAUUAUGAAAUAACUGCACAAAAACUGCAUGACAAUAUACACUUUCCCAUAUUGAACAUGUUGUAUUCUUACAAUUUUGCUCAAAAUUGUGGAUGGAAAAGCAAUGGUGAAGUAAUAGAUUUGUGUUAGAAAACACAAAUCAAGGAGUUUUUGUUGUUGCCAAAUUUUCAUGGGAUAAGAGUUUGUGGAGUCAUGACCAGAGGGUAGGCUAUUCUGGCCUCUCUCAAUAAAUGUGCAUCCCAUCACAGGCAAUAGAAAUGUUCUUAGUUUUUAUAUGCCAAAGAAACUAGAGAUAUAUUAAAAGACUCGGCAUACGGUCACUGACAAUGCUGAUAUGCAUCAAGAAGGUAACUUCUUGAUUUAAAUCACUAACACUCAAACUCUUUUAUUCUGUAUUAUGUAUUUAGGCCAUCUAACUUUUCAAAGAGACUUUCAACCUUGUCUUUCUUCACAAGCUACUCGUAGUACUGUUUUGGGUAAUUUCUCUUGCAUUACCUGGACUAGAUCCGUGAACAAUGCCUUGAUUAUGUAAAUAAUGAAGCAUGUAUAAUUCAUUCAUUUCUCUCAAUAUUGCCUUGACUGUAGCUGCCUUGCCUAGAAUCUGAUAGUAUAUAUAUGUCUAUAAAAAAAAUCAUUAGAAUUGCUCAAAAUAUCUAUCAAUAAUCAGCCAAAUUUAAAAAGAAAAGACAUAAUUGCUAGCAAGCCUUGUGAAUCAUUUAUGAAGAGGUUAAGGUCAUUUUUAAUUGAAAAAACGAACAUUUCAUUUUUUUAAAAGAAAAAAACAAGUUUUUUAGUUUACAAGACAAAUACACUUGCCUAGCACAUUUUGGUAGUGGCUACAUGGAGAGAAAAUACCCAGAGGAAUUCAACAGUUUGACAAUCUUUCACUGUACAUGAACUAUGUGAUGCCGCUGUUAUUUAUUUAUCCU